Molecule: messenger RNA, 2346 nt
Organism: Trichoderma aggressivum f. europaeum
Lineage: Eukaryota; Fungi; Ascomycota; Sordariomycetes; Hypocreales; Hypocreaceae
Exons: 7
Coding region: 1-2346 (781 amino acids)
Source: RefSeq, a predicted model, not a curated record
AUGUAUCCUGAUAUGCGUACUGUCACGUAUGCAACGGUGUGUGCGUGUGUGUGUGGACAUGUUAUCUUUGCAUCGACUCCCCUGCUUCCAUACCCUGCCGCUGUUACUCUUACUGACCGUGUGGUAUCACAGCCUGGGGCCGCUGGAAGAAACAGAUUCCCAUCUCCCGAGAGUCCCCGAGAUGCUCUUGAGCUGCCAGAUGUGGCUUGGUAUUUUCACAACUACAUCACGGAGCUGGCCAAAUGGUACGACCUUGGAGAUGCCUUGCGUCAAUUUGCCACAAAGGUGCCCGAGCUGGCCCUUGACGAGCCACUCCUUUUCAGCGCCGUGAUUGCAUUAUCAGCUGAGCACUUGUGCCAGACAACGGGGCCCAAGAUUGCAAGGGAAAUGGCUGGAUUCUACCACAGCCGUUGUGUCGCCUACCUCAUCAAACUGGAUGAAAAGAGCGAGUUGUUGACGAAUGGCGUCGCGCUAGCUGCCGCCUGCUUGCUGCGGUCGUACGAGAUUCUCGAUGAGGACAUUGACCCCAACAGACAUCUCAGAGGCGCAUACUCGUUAGCAUCAUGUGAAGGCUCCAUUGCAGGGAGCCCCCCGGAAAGCCUCCUCGCCGCCGGGUUUUGGAACUACCUUCGGGAAGACAUCACGUUUAGCUUGUUUGAGGGCUGCCCAUUGAAGAUGGACGUGACUGGAUCCGCCGCUCCGAGAUUGACGAAUGGCCACGACCAACUCCACUCCAUUUCGCUCAUACUUGGUCAGAUCAUCAACAAGGCCUUUAGCUACCAAAUCUCAGCAAUUGAGUGGCAGCAAUUCGUUGGCAUGGUCCACGCCUGGCUCGAUGAAAUUCCACGACACGUCAAACCGUUUUCCAGAGGCCGGUCUGUGACUUUGUCAACAGUUGGCGAACUACCCAGCUUCUGGUUUCUACAUGAUUUUCACGCAUCUGCGAGGCAAUACGCUCUUGUCUCGCUCUCGAUUCUCGCCGUACUCGCACCGCCAAACCAGCUUUCAUUCCUCCAUUCAGUGGCAAACGAUGUCAGCAUUGUCGGCCAUGAAACAAACAAAGAGGAGCUACUUGAUGCUUAUGCUCUCGAGAUUUGUGGGAUUGCCUUCACAACCAACAUACCCUCGGUCAUUGUAAACUCUUUCGGCCCUAUUGCCUACUGCGGCAAGUUCAUACGGUCCGAACAAGCCAGACAAGAGGUCAUACGCCGCCUAUCAGCGUGUAAACGGCCCGUCGGAUGGCCCGUCGAACGCCUGAUCACCAACCUCAAGAGCUCAUGGGCAGCCGCAGGACUCCCCGAGCUGGAAUCCCCAACUUUUUCUGGGGAAGCGGGGCCGAGUCCGGUCCGAUUUCGAGCGCCUCGACUCGUUAGUCGGGGUCUGGCGACGAUUGCUUCUGCGACAAAGACUUCGCCAGCCCCAGGUCUUCACUGGCCUGCUGUGGUACGCCCAAGUGUCAGCGAGAUAAAGAAUGCCAGACUUGACGAGCGCAACCUCGAAAAGGCGGUGCGACACAUCCAUCAAGAUGGUCUUGUGGUGAUUGAGGAUGUCGUACCGCAUGAGGACAUUGACAGCCUCAACGCCAAAAUGGUCGAGGAUGCCCGCGUGCUUCAGAACAUGGGCGAAAAGGGGCCGUUCAACUACAACCAGGGAAACUUGCAACAAGACGCGCCCCCCGUCGCCGAGUUCUUUUACCCAUCGAUAUUCACGAAUACUGUUGCUACUCAGGUCACUUCAGCUGUUCUCGGCCCUCGGCCCAAGUGGACGUUUUGCUCUGCCAACUCAGCCAUGCCUCCCCUCCCCGGCGCCUCUCCUCAGCGACAGCCGGUGCACUCAGAUGCCGAUUUCGCUCACCCAGCACACCCAUUCGCUCUUGUUGUCAACGUACCUCUAGUAACAAUGACACCAGAGAAUGGCUCGACCGAGCUUUGGCUGGGAACACACAAGACAGACCUUUCCUUUCAAGAAGGCGCACAUGGAGAGCGAGCAAGUGGCCGAAUCAAGGAGAACUUCUUGCGUGAGCGUGAGGCUGUCCGGCCACCUAUCCAGCCCAUCGUGAAGAAGGGAUCGGUCGUGUUGCGAGACCUAAGACUGUGGCACGCUGGUAUGCCCAACCCAUCUGAUCAGGUCCGGAUCAUGCUCGCCAUGAUCCAUUUCGCCCCAUGGUACCGGAAUCCCAUGAAGUUGCAGUUCGGAGACAACAUGAAACCAAUCUUGGAAAAGCUCGACCAGGAGGGCAAGUUGGGCUUGCAAGUUCCUAUUGAUUGGGUCAGCUCUGAGGAAGCGAUGAAGACGUAUCUGAACCGUGGUUUCGGGAACAGCUAUGACUUUAACCAGGCUCCUUGA